UAAAAUAUUUUGGUUGAUGUGUUUAAAUUGAAUUCGCCUAUUUAGUCUUAACCAUUUAUUAUUAUUUUUUGUGCGACCGACUUCUUCCGUGCAAUUACAAUAAUUUAUUUGAGAAUUUUCUGUAACAUUUCUCGGACCUUCAUUACGUUGUUUUUACUGUGUAUAAAAUACGGAUAUGUUGAACAAAUUUUUUACAAAAACAUAUCUUAUAUGUUGUUUGACGUUAACCCUCGUCCAGUGGAUCGAAAGUAAAAAUUCUGAAUAUGUGACCUGCGGGACCGUUACGAAAUUAUAUAACAUCGAUCUUAAGGUUAGGCUGCACUCGCACGACGUCAAAUAUGGUGCUGGCAGCGGUCAACAGUCCGUUACUGGAUCGGACCUAUCGGAAGAUAUAAAUUCUCAUUGGGAAAUUAAAGCAGCCACAGGAAAACAUUGUAAAAGAGGCGAGCCAAUUAAAUGUGGUAGUAUCAUUAGACUCACGCAUUUAACGACCAAAAAGAACUUACAUUCUCACCUGUUCAGUUCCCCUUUGUCUGGGAAUCAAGAAGUAUCUGCUUAUGGCAGCGACGGUGUAGGAGAUUCUGGAGAUCAUUGGUAUGUGGAUUGUAGUGGAGAUUAUUGGGAGAGAGACGAUGAUAUUCGACUGAAGCAUGUCGACACUGGAUCGUACUUAAUGGCUUCAAGUUUAUCUUAUGGUCGACCGAUUAACGGGCAAAAAGAAAUUGCUGCUGUCAAAAACCCAGGAUCAUUUUCAACAUAUUGGCGCGUUAAAGAAGGCAUAUUUGUUCAUAAGGAUGACCCAAGUGAUUUUCAUUCUGAUUACUCACAUAUCGAACUGUAGUAUUGGUCCAUUAUUUAAGUUUUGAAUUCUCAAUCGUUUAUAACUUUGUACAUGUAUUAAACAUUGGAAAAUAUAAAUUAUUUAUAGUAAA
Molecule: messenger RNA, 932 nt
Organism: Sipha flava (yellow sugarcane aphid)
Lineage: Eukaryota; Metazoa; Arthropoda; Insecta; Hemiptera; Aphididae
Product: stromal cell-derived factor 2
Exons: 4
Coding region: 176-841 (221 amino acids)
Source: RefSeq, a predicted model, not a curated record